AUGACCACACGAUCGAAGCCGACAGCGGCGGCUUAUGCGGCCUCGCACAUGUCUGUCGCCAUCCUAGCCCUCUUGUCGUCAGCUGGAUUCUCACGAUCCUCAUCGAGCGCAGCAGCACUUCUAUCGGAAAUCACACAAAGGUAUAUACAGCUUAUCGGAUCCGCCUGCGUUCAACAUGCAAACCACGCCGGUCGCAACGUCAUCUCACCGCACGAUCUUCGUGCAUCCCUCGAGCACAUUUUAGGCGGUGACCCCUUGGAAGAGCUUCUAGACUGGGCCGAGCAAGAAGGCAAGUUGCACGAUUCCGAGCAGAGUGCUGCACUUCAGACGAAUGGUAUCAACGGACUACAUGCGGAAGAGACGACUAGUACAUUACCGCAAGCUUUGCAGGACCCCAUGCGCGGAAAGGAUCUCAUCCGCGUCCUGAAUGCCGGCCGCAUUCUCCCGUCGCUGUCCGACAUGGAAGAGAUCCACUUCCAAGCCAUAUCAUCAGAGGACUUUGAACAAGCAGCAGCAGAGAGCAUUAUCCGCGAACAUAUGGUCAAGCGGCUCGUUUGGCCUGGACCCGAGCAGCAGGAUGCCGACACUCCUUCGCUAAUGGCUAACGGCGAGGCAUCCACACAGGGAUCCAGUUCAUCAGGAGAUCGCGAAUCAGCCUUGUUCUCCGACAUUGAAGAUGGCGAUGAGAGCGAUGUGUCAGAGAUAUAUCAUAGCAGCAACACUCCAUCGUCGCCUCAUCUCUCAAUUUACCCACAGAAGCGGAGAAAGGUCGAGACAGACAACUAUAUAUCGAGGAGGCGCUUCGGUCAAGCCGUCAUCGACUACGUGCCCGCAUACCUUCCGAUGUUUCCAGGAGCUCCAUUGAGCUUAGGCGCAACAGAAGCAACGACAACAAUGGUAUUACCGGAUAGCGAGCAGUUUGAUCUAAUCGGAUCCGACAUGCAGGAGGAUGUUGUUGUCAAGGCGCAACCUGUGGAGGUCGAUCCCGAGUACGUGUUGGAAGAGAAAAAGCGCAAAGAGCUUGCCCAGAAGAAAGCCGACGAAGCAGCGGCGGCAGCGGCAGCUGCUGCCGCCGAGGCAGCCAAAAGCGAAGAGGCCAACGGCGAUGAGAGCCAAGCAGCGCCGGUUUUACAAAAGACAGCGGAAGAGAGAGCUGCAGAAGCAGAAAAGGCGUUUGAGGCUCUUCAGGCGCGGAGGGUGCUGCGCGAUAGCUGGAGAGAAAGCGUCACGUACGAUGCAUCUACAUUGGCGGCAACUUAUACGAAGGACGAGUUGCAGAAUUUGGAGCAAAAUGCGACAUUCAUUCACAAUGACGUAUCGAUUGCAUCUAUUGCACCUGCAACGUCGUCCCUGCGUGCGUUCGCUGCAGAGUAUCAAGUAUUGGUGGAAGACCCUACGUCGAGCAGUGCAGCCGGCAUCUACUUGACACCAUCUGGGCCAGCACACCAGGAUGCAGCUACGAAACGGAGGAGGCUGGCGCAUGCUCUGGCCGAUGCUUCGCGGUAUACACCAAACGACAGCUUGUAUGCAGCCGUUGCAGCUCGACCGUCGGUGAUCCCUUUUAAUCCCGGACCGAGCUGGCUCGUUUCCACGUUGCCACCGCCGACGCUGUACGAGGACAAUGUUGAGGUGGCCAAUGCACUCUCUGCGCCCGUUCUCACACCGGUACGGCCACAGGGAAGGCCGGCGGCUCUCAUUCCUCCUUCCGGCUCGUUAGUACCAACGUUAGGUCAUCGCCAUCCAUCUCACCUCACCAUCGGCGCUCGUGUUGUUGCAAGCGCCGACCUCCUUCAACGCGUAUCACGCUUCGACGAUCCCAUUCCGAUCUUGGACGACAAGCAUGCUGAGCGUUUCUUCCACGGUCUUCCCGCAUCACGCGAUCUUCUGGGCGGAUCGGGAUCCAGCAGCGAUCUAUCGUCCAACAUCUCUUCGACUCGCAGCAGUGGGGGUGGAGGCUCGGGCAGUGGUAAUUCCACAUUACGACCAGCGCUUGAAAAGUUGGUAUUGCAGAUGCGUGAAAAGGAAGCCGAGAUUUUACCGGAAGAAGACAAGGAAGAGUUGCAGAGACGACAGCAAGAAUUGCAGCUGCAAUUGCAAGCUGCGCUGGCGUCGGAGAACAGCGGAGGUGGGAAAGAUUCGGCUGUGCUGUCUUCGGGGUUGAUCGCGGACAGCUAUGCCAGUCGUAUUCGGAACGGAAACAUUACCAUGGUGCACACGUGGGAUUGGACGCCAAGGGAUCCGUACGAUGCCAUGCUGCCGGGAAAGAAGGUGAAAACACCUGGAAGCAGAGGUGUCGGGCCGGUAGCGCUGGAGAAGCGGAUGAGAAGCGAGAGUACCAAUUCCGAUCUGGCCGAUGCUGGAACGAAUGGCACCAGCGUCUGA
Mycosarcoma maydis (corn smut) is the source of this 2382-nucleotide messenger RNA. RefSeq lists its product as uncharacterized. Gene Ontology annotation, molecular function: protein heterodimerization activity. The record is from RefSeq and is a predicted model, not a curated record. Gene Ontology annotation, cellular component: transcription factor TFIID complex. The transcript has a single exon. Bases 1 to 2382 code for a protein of 793 amino acids. Lineage: Eukaryota; Fungi; Basidiomycota; Ustilaginomycetes; Ustilaginales.